Molecule: messenger RNA, 1390 nt
Organism: Elaeis guineensis (African oil palm)
Lineage: Eukaryota; Viridiplantae; Streptophyta; Magnoliopsida; Arecales; Arecaceae
Source: RefSeq, a predicted model, not a curated record
AGAAUAUGAGUGGUGUUUUUUUUUUUUUUUUCUUCUGGUUUGAGAGGACACAUGAUUUAAAGAAACGUGGACCACGAAAAAUGAAAGACGCCAUGGAUGUCGAAAACAAAACAAAGCAUGAUCAAAAUUAAAUUAGUUCAAUUAGAGGAAUAGAACGAAGAAGCGGAAGAAGAAUAAAAAGAAAUGGCGCUUCUUUGCGACCUUUGCUCGAACACUCGACUUCUCUCCAUCAGACCCUCGUCGAUUUUCCAAACCGGAAGCCCUCGGAACCCGUCAGCGACAACGGUGUCGGCGGCGGAGAGAGGCAACGCAUCUCCUCCGAGGAGCCGGUCGGCUUUUGAGACUCGCAUCUCCCUCGUCAUGGCCCUAGCCUCCCAGGCCUUUUCCGUCUCUCAACGAGUCUUGGAGGAUUUGGCGAAGGAAACCGCGAAGUACGCCUUCCCGCGGAGAUUUGAAGCUCGGAAUCUGGAAGAGGCCCUGAUGUCAGUUCCGGAUCUUGAAACGGUCAAGUUUAGGGUUUUGAAACGGACAGAGCAAUACGAGAUCAGAGAAGUGGAGCCUUAUUUUAUCGCGAAGACCACAAUGCCUGGGAAAACCGGGUUUGAUUUCAAUGGCUCCUCUCAGGCUUUUAAUGUCCUGGCUUCCUACCUAUUUGGUAAGAAUACUGCAGGUGAACAAAUGGAAAUGACAACUCCUGUAUUCACUCGAAAGGUUCAAUCUGGUGGAGAGAACAUGGAUAUGACAACCCCUGUGAUAACUAAGCAGUCAGGUGAUCAGGGUAAGUGGCAGAUGUCAUUUGUGAUGCCUUCGAAGUAUGGUGCCAACUUGCCAUUACCAAAAGAUCCAUCUAUUGCUAUCAAGGAGGUGCCUUCGAAAAUUGUGGCAGUCAUGGCCUUUUCAGGCUUUGUUACAGAUGAAGAUGUUAAACAUCGAGAAUCCAAAUUACGUGAAGCUCUGAGAAGCGAUACUCAAUUCCAAGUGAAAGAGGAUGCGUUGGUAGAAGUUGCACAGUUUAACCCCCCGUUUACACUCCCUUUUACACGCCGCAAUGAGAUAACACUGGAAGUUGAAGAUAAGACCAAAUAGAGCUCUACGACAUACGCAAAUACCCAGUUCUUCAUAUGUCGGGUUUGGAGUGAUGUCAGGAUGCACCAGAUGUGCCUAAAUCUAUAGCAAGAAGCAAUUGCGUACAGCUGUCAUCUGAUUGUAUACAAUUAAAUAUACUGUUAUAUCUUGCUGUAAAUGGCUGUAGUUCAAAUUAUUCAAAGCAUAUUGCAUAACAACAAUUAAUUGUAGAGAAAAGGUUAUUAUUGAUGCCUUUCCAAUGUUAUUAUACCCUAUACUUUCAUCCAUAUUUCCACAAUGGCUUGCUUUGGCAUUUAUUCUAUCC